CUUCCGAGGAAGUGUUUAUCAUCUGAUGCUGCCAACAUGGGCUUUACAACACUGCAAACUGCAGUCUCCUGAAAAUAUAUCAUACUUAUUGUUUUCGUAAAGUGUUGUGUGUUGUAAUCGUCACUAGGUCGUUCGUGUUUAAUGUUCAUGUUGUGCAGUUUGGAGGCAGUGAACAUUAAAGCUUAGCUAACUGUGGGCAGUGUUUUGAGUUUGUGAUGAUAGCUGGUAAAUAAUCUUGAAUCGAGGAUGUACACUUUAUUGUCGGGUCUGUAUAAAUACAUAUUUCAAAAGGACGAGUACUGCGUCCUGAUCCUCGGAUUGGACAAUGCGGGGAAAACGACCUUUCUGGAGCAAACAAAGACCAGAUUCAACAGAAAUUACAAGGGUAUGAACCUUUCAAAGAUCACGACCACAGUCGGCCUGAACAUUGGCACCAUCGAUGUGGGAAAAGCUCGUCUGAUGUUUUGGGAUCUUGGAGGACAAGAAGAAUUACAGUCUCUGUGGGAUAAGUACUAUGCAGAAUCUCAUGGCGUUAUCUAUGUCAUUGACUCGACUGAUGAGGAGCGGUUGGGUGAGUCAAAGGAGGCUUUCGAGAAAAUGAUCAGCAGUGAAGCUCUUGAAGGGGUUCCUCUGCUUGUGCUGGCAAACAAACAGGAUGUCGAGGACCGUCUGUCUGUCCCCGACAUUAAAACAGCCUUCAGUGACUGCGCUUCUAAAAUCGGUAAACGGGACUGUGUGGUGCAGCCCUGCUGUGCUUUAUCAGGGCAGGGCGUGAAUGAGGGCAUUGAGUGGAUGGUGAAAUGUGUGAUCCGGAAUAUUCACCGACCACCCAGACAAAAAGACAUAACAUAGAACAUCCUGUGUGUGUAUGUGUGUGUGUGUGUGUGUGUGUGUGUGUGUCUCCAUGUGGGUGUGUGUGUGAGUGAGUGAGUGUGUGUGUGUUCAAGUGAGUGAGUGUGUGUGUGUAUGUGUGUGUUUGUUUGUGUGUGUGUGUGUGUGUGUGUGUGUGUGUGUGUGCACUUUUCUGUAAAUUCAAAGUUGUGUGUUUGUGUGUGUCUGCGUGUGUGUCUGUGUGUUUGUGUGUGUGUCUGCAUGUGGGUGUGUGUGUGUGUGUCUGCAUGUGUGUGUGUUUUAGUGAUUGUGUGUGUGUGUGCGCGUGUAUGUGUGUGCACGUGUAUGUGUGUGUCUGCGUGUGUGUGUGUGCACGUGUGUGUGUUUGCAUGCAUGUGUCUGCGUGUGUGUGUGUGUGUUUGCAUGUGUGUGUGUGUGUGUGUGUCUGUGUGUGUGUGUCUGCAUGUGUGUGUGUGUUUUUCGUGUCUGUGUGUGUGUGUGUGUGUGUGUGUGUGUGUGUGUCUGUCUGCGUGUGUAUAUAUAUCUGUGUGUGUGUGUGUGCGUGUGUGUGUGAGUGUCUGCAUGUGUGUGUGAGUGUCUGUGUGUCUGCGUGUGUGUGUGUGAUUGUCUGCGUGUGUGUGUGUGUCUGCGUGUGUGUGUGCGCGCGUGUGUGCGCGUGUGUGUGUGCUUUUCUGUAAAUUGAAAGUGGAUGAAUGCAUCUGCAGUUUUUCUCUUCAUAUAGCACCUCUCUCAUGACGUUUAAGUUAUAUAUUAUAUUUGAGUUGCACAAUAACAGACCUUUCACAGUGAUGUCAGAGUGAUGUCAGAGUGAUGUCACAGUGGAUUUGUAUGUGCUAAACUGACAUCUGUGUGCUUGAAAUGAUGUCUAAUGAGUUUUUAGAUUCUUUACUAAAUCUUAAAUCUUUGUUUAUUCACCUGACAUGAUAAAGCUGCUCUGGGUUUGUCAAAUCAAUUCAUUUCUUAUUAAAACUAAAUCAAUUUAAUUUCUACACUACGUUGUGUCAGAACCAGAAGACGUUCCUCUUAUAUGGUUUUGAGGGGGUUUUUCAGGCCCAAAAAAAACGAUCAAAUCUAAUUUGUAAUAACUAACCAAUUAUAAAAUAAACAACAGAUGAAAUGA
Molecule: messenger RNA, 1972 nt
Organism: Xyrauchen texanus (razorback sucker)
Lineage: Eukaryota; Metazoa; Chordata; Actinopteri; Cypriniformes; Catostomidae
Product: ADP-ribosylation factor-related protein 1-like
Exons: 7
Coding region: 247-852 (201 amino acids)
Biological process (GO): Golgi to plasma membrane protein transport; protein localization to organelle; intracellular protein transport
Cellular component (GO): Golgi apparatus
Molecular function (GO): GTPase activity; GTP binding
Source: RefSeq, a predicted model, not a curated record